Molecule: messenger RNA, 2178 nt
Organism: Esox lucius (northern pike)
Lineage: Eukaryota; Metazoa; Chordata; Actinopteri; Esociformes; Esocidae
Gene: slc35b4
Product: solute carrier family 35 member B4
Exons: 10
Coding region: 333-1334 (333 amino acids)
Biological process (GO): transmembrane transport
Cellular component (GO): Golgi membrane; endoplasmic reticulum membrane
Molecular function (GO): UDP-N-acetylglucosamine transmembrane transporter activity; UDP-xylose transmembrane transporter activity
Source: RefSeq, a predicted model, not a curated record
CAUGUUUGCCGGUAUCAUUUCUUUGCAGUGCUGCGUAGAUAUGUCUAAUUCUAAAUAUAUAUUAUAUAUCAUCAUCCCUCAGAAUUUUUCCUGGAUUUACUGAAGUUGUAAUUUCCUUUAAUAUGUCAUCUUUGUGAUCAUGAUAUCCUCUGUUCGAAUACGGCAACGUUCAUGCGUACGCAAUCCGGAAGAGUGCAGCCGGGGACGUGUUCAAGAAAAAUAGAGUCGAUUCACUGCUCAAUCUUAAUGUUUACACAAUGGCCUCGUUAGGAAUAAUAUAAAAUAAGUAACGUAUCUUAUUUUCAACAAGUCUUUUCCCCAUAACCACAAACAUGAAUACAAUUUUUGCAGUACUUCUUGUUUUUGUUGGGUGCUGCAGCAAUGUUGUGUUUCUGGAGCUGCUUGUAAGAGAGUUCCCAGGAUGUGGCAACAUAGUGACCUUCGCUCAAUUUGCCUUUAUUGCAUUGGAGGGGUUCGUCUUCGAGACCAACUUCGGAAGGAAGAAACCGGCUAUCCCUAUAAGCAACUAUGUGAUCAUGGUAACCAUGUUCUUCACUGUCAGUGUGAUCAACAACUAUGCCCUCAACUUCAACAUCGCCAUGCCUUUGCACAUGAUCUUCAGAUCUGGAUCCUUAAUAGCUAAUAUGAUCUUGGGUAUAGUAAUUCUGAAGAAAAGGUACUCAAUGAGUAAAUAUCUGUCCAUAGUGAUGGUGUCUCUGGGUAUCUUCAUAUGUACCAUCAUGUCAGCUAGACAAGUGAAAACUGUAUCUGAGGGAUCUGAAGAGCAAGACGUCCAUGCCUUCUUGCACUGGCUGUUGGGUAUCGCCAUGUUGACCUUUGCUCUGCUUAUGUCUGCGAGAAUGGGCAUAUUCCAGGAGACCCUGUAUAAGAAGUAUGGCAAGCACUCCAAAGAGGCACUCUUCUACAAUCAUUGCCUGCCCCUGCCCGGGUUCCUGCUGCUCUCCUCUGACAUCUACAACCACGGGGUCCUCUUCAGUCAAAGCACUCCGGUAGAUGUUCCGGUGAUUGGCCAGGCAGUUCCAAUCAUGUGGCUGUACCUACUGAUGAAUGUCAUCACACAAUACCUGUGCAUCCGAGGCGUCUUCAUCCUGACGACAGAGUGCGCCUCUCUCACGGUAACCCUGGUAGUAACACUGAGGAAGUUCAUGAGCCUCAUCAUCUCCAUCCUCUACUUCAACAACCCCUUCACUGCCUGGCACUGGCUGGGCACUGCUGUCGUCUUCCUGGGCACCCUGAUCUACACGGAGGUCUGGACUAGCGUCCGCGGCGCUCUGAGGGGGACAGCAGAACUGAAGGACAAAAAAUCGGAGUAAUACUUCCAUUGCAAAGAAGACGGACUGAUAUGCAGCUAGACGCAUCACUGGACGACUCUUUCCAGGUUAACCUUUUCUCGGUUGCUUGCAUCCUCUUUCACCUCAUUUAUAUAAUGCCUUAGAGUUUAAAGUAAGGAAAGGGUCUUCCCCUUCAGGAUGGUUGAGAAUGAGCGUAGGAGAGAGGAUGCAAUGAAUACAGUGAAAACAAACAGACACAGAGCCAUUGUGACAACUGAGGGCAUCGGGUUGCACUGUUGUGUCCUUCAGUAGUUUUUAUAUGCUUGAGAAAUAACUGCAGAAAACAUGCCUUUCUGUAAGAUUUUAAAAACACUUAGUCUUAUACAAACUCUAGGCUACAUUGUUGUUUAACAUUUAACUGUUUUGGUCAUUUUGUUUGGUGAACUGUAUUUAUUUUUUGGGGGUAUUUAAUUAAAUAAGAGUUAAGGGUUACACAGAGUUGUGAAUGUUGUGAAUUUGGGAACAUGUCAUUAAAAGGUAAUAUAAUUUCAAUGAUGAUGUACACCAUAAUAACGAUUAUUCUGUUAUAUGGGUAAAGCCUUUUAAUGUAAACCUCAGAGAGACAUGGUUUAUUACCAGAUAAAUAGUUAAAUAGUCAUUGAUAUUAUACAAAAUUGGGUAUUGGUCAAAGAAAAGUAAAAUCAAAUUAAUUAGUUAGCAUUAGUUUCAAUAACUUACAGCUACUGUGGUUCUUGUUCAUUUUGCUGUUGUUGUUUCGUAAUUCCUCAGCAAGAUAUUUGUCCUAUCAGAAUAGAACCUGUCAGGUCCAGUAUCUGUGGCAUGAAGCCCCUUGUGUAAAAAAAUAAAAUAAAUUAUAACAUUCAUA